This is a messenger RNA of Rosa chinensis, 2307 nucleotides long. Its product is annotated as DNA primase small subunit. Gene Ontology annotation, biological process: DNA replication, synthesis of primer. Gene Ontology annotation, cellular component: alpha DNA polymerase:primase complex. NCBI's taxonomy places the organism in Eukaryota, Viridiplantae, Streptophyta, Magnoliopsida, Rosales, Rosaceae. The transcript has 18 exons. The coding region runs from base 639 to 2006 and encodes 455 amino acids. The record is from RefSeq and is a predicted model, not a curated record.
CCCUUUAACACCAAAGCUUAACGGCGAGCCUCUUCCACCACAGCUCAAUCCACUGUCCACGUGUCCUCAGAACCCAGCCGAUCCCCGACCGCACCCUCGCCGACCUCCAAUUGGUGCCGAAGGAUCCUCUCGCCGGCGCCGCGAAAUCCCGAGAUCUCAAAAGGUCGCGCAAUCUAGCCUCUCAAUUUCUCUUUUAUACUAAUUUUGAUUCUAUGGCUGCAAUCAAUGUUAUGAAAAUCGGGCUAGGCGGCUAGGCGCCUCCACCCCGUCGCCGUUUUCACGUUUUGAACCAAAACUGGAGUCGCCCUCUCUCAGUCUCUCCCUCUCUCUGCGGUCCGGCCGCACGAUUCUCAGGCUCUCGGCGGCUCAACCUCUCUCCGACUGUCGGAGUCGCCGGUGACAACGAGUUUCUGUCAUCAGUCACUCACUCUUGGUUUGCUUCUUCGACUCCUCCUCAAGCUGUCAAGCCACUCCUCAAGCAGCAAACUUUGGUUCGAUUUCUGGGGAUCGAAUUUCUGGGUUUCAUUGUUUCAAUCUCACAAUUUCUGGGUUCACACUUUUCAGGGCUUUCUGGGUUCAAGGCUUCAAGGAGUUCAAGCUCGGUGAUUCUGCAAUACAUUUAGGUACUCAGGUCAAGAAUGCCUGGACACGAAGUUGCCAAAGAUGACAUGAUGAUCGAUGAGUAUGAACAGAAGCAAGUGAAUGCUGUUCCUGAUGGAUUUAACUCUCAGUAUCUCAAAAUUUACUAUGGAAAGCUCUUCCCAUAUGAGGAAAUGUUUAAAUGGAUGUCCUAUGCAAAUGAUGGCAAGCAUCCUGCAUGCAACCAGUCCUACUUUGGCCGGAGAGAGUUUUCUUUCACACUGGAUAAUGAUGUUUAUCUGCGGUACAAAACUUUCAACUCCGUGUCUGAGCUUGAAAAUUCUAUCAAAGAGAAGUGCCCCGUCAAAAUAGAUAUUGGGCCUGUGUACAAUGUUGAUCCUGCAAAGAGGCAUUCCUAUGCUCAAAGUGGUUGCUACCCCGAGGAGAGGGAACUGAUUUUUGAUAUAGAUAUGUCAGAUUACGAUGAUGUUAGAUACUGCUGCUCAGGAGCUGAUGUGUGCCUGGAGUGCUGGCCGCUUAUGACAAUUGCUAUCAAAGUGAUUGACACUGCCCUUCGAGAUGACUUUGGUUUCAAUCACAUUCUCUGGGUAUAUAGUGGCCGACGUGGUGUUCAUUGUUGGGUUUGUGAUGGGAAAGCUAGAAGGCUCACAAAUGAACUGAGAGCAGCUAUUGCUGACUAUUUUCGUGUCUACAAGGGCAACGAAAACAGUCAUAAAAAGGUUUCUUUGAUGGGCCCUGCUCUUCAUCCAUUCCUUGUGAGAUCAUAUACUGAAGUUCUUAAGGAUUUCUUUGAGAGGACAUUGCUUUCCAGUCAAAAGAUAUUUUCUACUGCAGAGAGAUAUGAAAAGAUCUUAGAUAUGAUUCCUGAUGAAUCUGUCACUUCUGAGCUUCGGGGAAAGUGGCAAGAUAAUAGACGAACCUCCAAUGCAAAAGAAGACAUUAAUGUUGCUCGUUGGGAGCAGCUGAAACAUUUGCUGCAAUCUGGGAAACAGAAGAUGCAAGGACUGCGUAGAUGUGUGGAGGAGAUUGUGUUCUCUUAUACCUACCCUAGACUUGACAUGGAGGUUUCAAAACAUAUGAACCAUUUAUUAAAGGCACCAUUCUGUGUACAUCCAAAGACAGGUCGUGUUUGUGUUCCAAUUGAUCCCAACCGUUGUGAGGAUUUUGAUCCUACUGCAGUUCCAACCCUUUCCACUCUUAUAGAAGAACUUAAUAAUGAGGGUUUGAGAGCAGAGGCUGAUAACGACCGGGAUAGAACGUCACUUGGAAAAUCAAUAAGAUUCUUCCAAUCAUCAUUUUUGGAGCCUUUGGUAAAAUCUUGCAAGGAGGAGAUGAUAAGUUCCUACAAUGCGAAACUGCAGCAGUCGAAGUUGCAGCAGUCAAAGAACGUGCUUGCUGCAAUCUAGUUCAUCUUUGUGGUAUCCAAUUCUCAGGACUCAUUUAGUUCGUGAAACUGAAAUUUCCCAAUGACAUCAUUAGGAUUUAUGAAUGAAGCUGACAAUCAUGUAAAUGUGUCAUAAAACACCUUUGUGCUGCAACAGUUUCGCUUGCACAUGGUUGCAUCUUAUUUCACAUUUUAUUUCAACAUUGUCGUUCGGUACAAUGAAUCAUAGGAACUGUUGAAGCAUACUCUGUCACAAUCUUUCAUUUUAUCAUCUUUUUCAUGAAAAAAACUGUGGAAUGUGUAUUACCCCACAGACAUGUUUA